AGCCUCAGUCUGGAAGUCAACCACAGGAGAGAGCAAGUGUCUGUGUGUUAAAGUCAGUGGGAGGGGGAAUAAAGGAAUAUUCAGCUACGGGAGCUUGGACGAGGGGAAAACGUUAAUACCACCACAGUCUUAGGCGUGACUGUUUCUGAACUAAACUGAAACAUGUCUGGACAUUUGGCUCGCUAGCUAACUAGUUAGCUCGUCACCUGUGGCAGAAUUUGCACUGAACUUUGUUCAGUGACCGGUUUAAGACAUUGCUAUUUCUACACUUCGUUUUUUCUCGAUUUGAAAUGGUCAGGUCAACAAUAAGCUUGUGGACACGGUGUCUGCUGCUGCUGCUGCUGUUUUUCUCUCCCGGAAAAGCCGUGGAUUGUCCGAGACCUAGUCCGGCGGGUAACGUGGUGUUAACUGAUGAAACUAUGCUGAUGAAUGAAUUCCCAGACGGCUCUGAUGUAACUGUCGAGUGUGCCAAUGGCUAUAAUAAGGAUCAGGGCUCAGACAUCAUCACCUGCACAGACGGGACGUGGAGCGAACCGCAGCUAAUAUGCAAAAAGAGAGACUGUGGUCCUCCCAAGCCUUCACCACACUUAAAGUAUGAAAAGAAAGAAGGAACAUUGUUUGGCGCACGCAUUACACCAUUUUGUGACAAAGGGUAUUAUCUUCAAGGUUCAAGCUCUAGGCAGUGUCUUGCAACUGGUUGGAGCGGAAGAGCAAAAUGUGAAUAUAUCAGCACAACAGUACGUUAUCCAGAGACAACAGAAACCACAGGCACCAGCUUCAGAGUUGUCCACAGCAGAAAUAGCACCACCACUGCCCCACCAGAUUCAAAAGGACUGGAUUAUGAACUACCUUCAAGUACUGCAGCAGGCACUGAGAUUAGUGAUUAUACAAUUUGGAUUACAGGUUUCAGCCUUGUUUUUCUAGGCAUUCCUUAACCCAUUUGUCAUCCAUGGCUUGUCAACAACAUAUCUCCUGGCACAGUUUUUUUGCAUACAAUUUUUUUCAUACGUUUCCAAAGUAUUCAUAAACACAUCAUUUGCUCUAUUUACAUCAUCAACAUACACUUCCUUCCAGUUUUGUUUUCUUAAAUCGUCUUUCAAUUUCUCCAAAGCUUUUUUUUUGAGGUAUUUAUCAUUUUUUUUUCUUUAUUAAAACAGCUUUUUUACUGCACUGAUUAUUUUUACGAAUUGUAAACACUGGCAAAUGAUCACUUAUGUCAGUUAUCAAAAUCCCACUCAACACCUCUUCUUUUCUUAUAUUUGUAAAGAUAUUAUCAAUCACUGUAUCACUGUGGGUUGUAAUUCUUGUUGGUUUGGUUAUUAAAGGAUAAAGACUUAAGCUAUACAUUGUAUUAAUAAACGUACUAAUAUUAUUAGAAUCGGUUUGACUUCCCAAAUCAAUGUUAAAAUCUCCACACAGAAAAACUGUUUUGUUACAAUUACAUUCCAAGACCUCAGUGAUUUUGUCUGUGAAUAAGUCAGUAUUUGAACCUGGUGACCUGUACACACAACUAAUUAUUAUAUUUUUAGAAUUUUCAUUGAAUAUAUCAACAGUAAUCAUUUCCAUUAUGCCAUCAACAGUUAUUGACAUUUUGUCCCUAAUUUUACACUUUAAUUUAAUAUCAGUAUAUAAAGCAACCCCCCCCACCUCUUUUAUUGCUUCUAUUCAUAUGAUAUGGUCUAUAUCCUUCUAUUUUACAAUUAUUUAUGUUUUCAUCAUUGAGCCAGGUCUCUGAGACUGCUAUUAUACUAAAAUGUCUCUUUAACUGUUCUAAAUAGUCUAUUAUUUUUAAAAAAUUCAUGCUUCUACUAUUAAAAUGAAUAAUAGAGAAACCUCCCUUUACCAUUUUAUUGUCAUUGAAUUGCUCCUCAUUAUAAUAUUGACAAUCCUCAAUCACUGGAAAAAAAUCUGCAUCAACCAUAGUAUCUACAUCAUAUAUUUUUUGGACUCUAAAUAUUUGUAGACAUUUAUUUAUUUAAUUUAUUUUCCCUUUUCUUUUUCCCUUUCCAUAUUUAUCUAAACAGAGCAUUUGUAAACCCAUGUUCUGUUAUUUUACUGUUAUUGUUGUGCAUCACUACUUAUCAGCUUCUAACCUGUCUAAUUGCUCUAAGGAUCUAAUCCAUAGACCUUUGGCAUUCUCAGGCGCAUCUUUUGUUCUUAUAAAAACUUUACAGUUCAU
Pygocentrus nattereri (red-bellied piranha) is the source of this 2179-nucleotide messenger RNA. Its product is annotated as complement component receptor 1-like protein. The transcript has 8 exons. NCBI's taxonomy places the organism in Eukaryota, Metazoa, Chordata, Actinopteri, Characiformes, Serrasalmidae. The record is from RefSeq and is a predicted model, not a curated record. The coding region runs from base 291 to 935 and encodes 214 amino acids.